Oncorhynchus masou masou (cherry salmon) is the source of this 5919-nucleotide messenger RNA. RefSeq names its product phosphatidylinositol 3-kinase regulatory subunit beta-like. The record is from RefSeq and is a predicted model, not a curated record. NCBI's taxonomy places the organism in Eukaryota, Metazoa, Chordata, Actinopteri, Salmoniformes, Salmonidae. Gene Ontology annotation, biological process: insulin receptor signaling pathway; phosphatidylinositol phosphate biosynthetic process. The coding region runs from base 1038 to 3215 and encodes 725 amino acids. Gene Ontology annotation, molecular function: protein binding; 1-phosphatidylinositol-3-kinase regulator activity. Gene Ontology annotation, cellular component: phosphatidylinositol 3-kinase complex. The transcript is spliced from 16 exons.
AACUGAAAUUCUUCAAUUCAGGAGAGGUGAACUAUUUGGGACUCUCUAAACGCCACCAAGAUACAAGUGACUAACAGGUAAGGAGGGCAUUUUUGCUAAUACUGUUAGUUGCCUAACAUUGACCUAAUUCUCCUAACCUGCUACGUUAAUUCUCCCAAUCUGCUGCGCAAAUUCUCCUAACCCGCUACGAAAAAAAAUCGUGGUCUGUAUCGAAGGGGCGUGAUUUUAGGAGUCGAAGUAUGUAUAAUGAGCAUAUGCGUCUUAUCCAGCAGGGAUUCGUGCUUUUCCGUCUGGGUUCGUUUAUUUUCGAGCUAUUCAUAUUAGUUCCCACGCAUUCUCCUGUUUCAUGCCCGGUGCUGUGCUGGAAAUGGCUGUGUAGGGAGCUGAGAGUUAUGUGCGGCAAAAGAAAGAAAGGGAGAAAGAAAGAGCGGAUCGGGAGUGAACCGGGCAAGUGGAAGUCUUUAAAGCAUUGAGGGAAAGAAACGGUGAAAGAUAAGGAAAUUAGCUGUCUACAUUUCGACGUGUUGAACAGUUAAAGUGCCGCAACAGCGAGAUUUGGAAGAAAUAUCUGCGGGUUGUCACUGUCCAGAAUGUGAGGAGCUUGAGAAAAUCAACGACUGUUGGACUGUCCUACUUUGCCUCCACCCCCACAGACGAGAGGUUGACUGAAGAGACCAACACUGGGCCUCAGUUAGGUUUCGAGCUGUCUAGCUUGUUUUUGCUGCUUGAAGGAGCAUGUUGCCAACGCUGUCCCUCUGCUCCAUCAUUUGGUUAAACCGGGGUAUCAAGCUGAGGAAAGUGCUCCACUGCGCCAACACCGGCCAGCUCUAAGACAGGAGCACCCUACCUACCUUGCUGUAUAGACUCGGCCAUUUCAGCAAUGCUUCUAAGCUUCAGUUGAUAGUUCUUUGGCCCUAAACGACCACUACUCCAAGCAAAAUCAUCAUCAUUAUCAUCAUCGUUUCCUGGUUGCCGUAGCAUUGUGCCGAUUUUCGCAUCCUCUCGGCGUCUUCGGCAGCUUUUAUCGGUUUCUUAAAAUGGCGGUCGAUGGUUUCCAGUAUCGUGCCCUCUACAUCUACACCAAGGACUUGGAGGAGGACAUUGACCUGCAGCCCGGGGACAUUCUGACCGUCAGCAAGGCCUCCCUGGGCUUCAAGGAGUGGGAUGAGGAGCAUCCCGAGCUCCUGGGCUGGCUGCUGGGCUUCAACGAACGCACUAAGCAGAGGGGGGACUUCCCGGGGACAUAUGUCCAGUUUGUGGGCCCUGUGAGGAUGGCACCGCCGCCCAGUCAGCCUCGCUCCCAAAGACCCCUCCCAGCAGCCCCGGGGCCUGAGCCACAACAAGAUGUUUCUCUUCUGGAUUUGACCGAGCAGUUCACACCGCCAGAAACUGCUCCCCACACCCUGGUGAACCUAGUAGAGGCCAUUGAGAAGAAAGGUCUGGACUGCAAGACACUGUACAGGACACCUGUGGCAUCCUUCAACUCGGAAAGCCCAACACAGAGCUGGAGUGGUGAGGUGGAGUCGGGUAGUGACGUGGGCGCCUUGUCGGAGUGUGUGGUCCGCUACCUGAGGGAGCUGCCGUCCCCCGUCAUCCCCCCUGGUGUUUACCCAGACCUGCAGGCUGCGCUGCAGCACGGCGCCGCGGACUUGGCAGCAAGCAGCAGCGGAGGCAGGGAGCUGAGCCUGGUCCUGGAGAGGGCCACUAGUGUGCCCCUGCACCAUCGCCUCACUCUGCAGUACCUACUCACACACUUGGGCAAGGUGGGCCAGGGCUCCCAGCUCAACGGCCUGGACCCUCACACCCUGGGCCUGGUCUUUGGGCCACUGCUGAUCCGGCCCAGCUCUGCUACUGGGUGGGAGGUGGGGGAGGAGUUCCCUGCACUAGCACUGGAGAGGCUGCUGAUGGAGAGGGCCAUGGGACAGGAAGUCCCGCCCCCUGCUCUACCAGUCAAGCCAAUGAAGGCCAAAACCACGACUCCAGCCAUGACUGAGACUCACAUACUGAGUGAUUCCGAGUGGUACUGGGGGGAAAUCUCCAGGGAGGAGGUGAACGAGAAGAUGAGAGACACCCCUGACGGGACAUUCAUGGUCCGCGACGCCUCCAGCAAACUGGAAGGAGAGUACACACUGACCCUCAGGAAAGGAGGCAACAACAAGCUGAUAAAGAUCUGCCACCGGGGCGGUCGCUAUGGCUUCUCCGAGCCGCUCACCUUCACCACGGUGGUGGAGCUCAUCAACCACUACCGCCACGAUUCCCUGGCCCAGUACAAUGCUAAGCUAGACACCCGACUCCUCUACCCCGUCUCCAAAUACCAACAGGAGCAGCUGGUGAAAGAGGACAGCAUUGAGGCGGUGGGCGAGCAGCUGAAGGUGUACCACGAGCAGUACCAGGAGAAGAGCCGGGAGUACGACGUGCUCUACGAGGAGUACACACGCACCUCACAGGAGCUCCAGAUGAAGCGCACGGCUAUCGAGGCCUUUGGCGAGACCAUCAAGAUCUUCGAGGAGCAGUGUGAGACCCAGGAGCGCUACAGCAAAGAGUCCAUCGAGAAGUUCCUACGCGAAGGCAACGACAAGGAGAUCCAGAAGAUCCAGAGCAACUCAGAGCGUCUGAAGUCUAGGGUGACGGAGAUCCAUGACAGCAAGAGAAAACUGGAGCAGGAUCUGAAGCAUCAGGCCACUGACAACCGAGAGAUUGACAAGAGGAUGAACAGCCUGAAGCCGGACCUCAUUCAGCUAAGGAAGAUCAGGGACCAGUACCUGGUAUGGUUGACACAGAAGGGGACGAGGCAGAAGAGUAUAAAUGAGUGGCUGGGCAUAAAGAACGAGGCAGAAGACUCAUACUCGCUGGUGGAGGAGGAUGAGGGCUCGCCCCACCACGACGAGUGCACAUGGUACGUGGGCGACAUCAAGCGCACCCAGGCAGAGGAGCUGCUUAGGGACAAGUGUGACGGCACCUUCCUCAUCCGAGAGAGCCAGACGCAGAAGGGCUCCUACGCUUGCUCCGUGGUUGUGGACGGCGACGCCAAACACUGUGUCAUCUACAAGACGGAUAAAGGCUACGGCUUUGCUGAACCUUACAACCUCUACGGCUCCCUGAAGGACCUGGUGCUCCACUACAAGCAAGAGUCCCUGGUCCAACACAACGACCAGCUGAAUGUAACCCUGGCCUACCCAGUCCUCACCCAGACCCUGCAGCAGCACCCUAGAUGAAGGGCAGUGUGACACAACGACCCCCAACGGUGACCAGCACUUCCAAAGCAUGGGGGUGGGGGGGAGCACACUCAUUACGUACCACAGUACCAGCCGCAGUAAACAUGAGACGACAAACCCUGUUUGUAGACUGAAAACAACAUAAGCACACCGUUAUGAUGGAAGCUUUCAGACCAUAGUUAGAAGAGCAAGAAGGAGAGAGAGUCGGGGAACUGGAGGUUAAAGAUACUGGAUGGAGCUCAGUUUUUUUUUUUUUUGCCUUGGCACCCACUUACCCUUCUAGGCAAAGGCCUGAGCUAUCAUCCCCAGUAAGGACUUGGCUAACCUGGCUGCUCACCACACUGCACUUCACAACAAAGAGAUCUAAGAGACGGAGGAGGGCAAUCCAGCGUUCAGAUACAUGGUUCUGGAAAGGCUGGGUGAAGUGGCUAGACAAACCAGUUACUUUCUAUUAAAAGCUUGCUUAAGUACCAUAGAAAGAGCCUUGAUUGACCACAAGCCUGUGUUGGGAAAGAGGGGAACUAUGUAGGGUGGGAUGCUGGGGUAGGGAGAGGAGGGCAUGACAGAAAGCUUUAGAAAAAUAUAUUUUUAAAAGUUCAAUUUACUCUUCUCCUCCAGUUUGUUGUGAGAUCAACAUUCUUUAUAAAAAUAGACAUGGUAUAUUUGUUGUAUUGUGAAUAGAUAGAUAUUCACAAUAGAUCAUAUAUAUAUAUAUAUGAAUGCAGUUUCUAAAGGGAUUCAGGUUUCCGUUUCCAUUUAAUCAUGGAUAGUGGAGAAAUCCCUGCAAGCUCGUUUCUUAUUUCAAAUGCUCUCAAGUGCUUUCUUUUAUACUGUAGCCUAUAGCCAUGAUGGACUAAGGUAUUACUGUUAGUAUUCUUGAGAUGUUCUCAUUUCUAUGCUAAUACACUCGCAGAUCAACGACCUAUCAGAUCUUAACUCUCAGUAGUGAAUGGCUUAGUCUCUAGGAAGCCUAUGCAGUGUACUUUUCACAAGCGCUUGCUUUUAUGUCGCAGCGUCACUACUACUCACGGUACAUCCUCUUUUGAGCUUGACUGUUGUUUUUAUUUGACACGAGCUUGAUUCACAGAGCUGUAGAACGUUGUUGUACAAAAUGGGAAAAAAAAUGGUAGUUUAUAUGAUCCAUAUAUCUACCGACAGUAACAGGCAGUGUGACUGUCAAACAGAAAGUAAUGAAUGGUUUUCUUUUCAAACUGUGUGUCGUCGCCCCCUCCCCCCCGCCCCGCAGAAAUAAACUGCUGGAGGAUGCAUGGUAUCCAGCUAAACGUGAUCCCAAAUGAAGGAUGUCUUGUCAUGUAGCAAAAAAAAGAUUGGAUCCUUUUUGACAGUAAGCAUGACCACGGAGGUCCGGGGAAUUUUCCACAAGUACCAUAUGCAUGAAAAUCCUUCUUUUGUUUAGUACCUAGACAACUUGCUCUAGUACUUGUGCUGUUUUAAGUGCAUACGUCUUGUGUACUAGACCUGUAUAAUGCACAAACAAUAGUAAGUGAAUAAGAAUACAUAUAGAUAUACAGACACACUGUCGAGGUGAAUUCCCUCCGGGUACUGAGCAGUACAUUUUUCGUGCGGCUUAAAGGACUUCCUCUUGCCGACUCUUUCUAUCCCUUUUGCGUAGCUCAGACUUUGUUCACGUGAAGACACUUCAGACAAAUUUCUACCGUUGAUUCGUUACUAAAAGUCUCAUGUAAUGAAACCGAGGAUUUUAAACGUGGUGGCGCUUCUUAGAUUUCUUGAGAAAGAGGAAACUUCCCAGAGAAAAGGAGUUUUGUUCUUUUUUUGUAGAAUGUGCAUAAAAAUAUGUCUCACGGUGGGCGCUCCUUUUGGGUCAUUUUAAACAUGAUCAUUUGCUCAGCAGAUGUAUUUUUCCCGUGUUGGUUGUACAGUUUAAGUACGAUACAUGGAUACUGCAACUGAAUAGUCAUGCUAUUGGAUUGGUUAACUAGUUGGAGGAAGUUGGGAGUAAUUUGUUUUGGGUAAUUGUCACAUUUUAAUUGGAAGUUGCAUAUUGGUGAGAGCAUUUUGUGUUGAAAAUGUAUUUUUGGUACAAAUAUUAGAAGAAAAAUAAUUAUCUAAAGGAAAAAUAGCUUGGUACUGUAUAGUAGUGUUUUGCACAGUUCUUGGCCAGAAGAAUAGCCUAGAAUUAAACUCGAAGUGACAGUAGCGAGAGGCCUAUAAAAGAGUGAUUCACAAAGUUAAGAAGUGCCUUAGCACUUCUCUUGUCGUCAUUGUUGGAGGAGCUUCUCUCCUAUAGACCGUGCUACCGCAUACUGUAUGCUUUGUUUAAAAAGCAUUUGCCAAUUAUCUAAUGUCAAACCCCUUAAAGAGAACUGGCAAAUGCGCGUAGUUGUAGUCUUUCCUGUCGUGUGCGAGGUCAGACUUAUGGAGAUUGUGUUAGUUUAGUUAUGCUUCUCUUUUGUUACAUCAUUUUUAAUAAGUAUUUUUGUGACGGGCUACAGCUUGGUGCUCUUCAGUGAGCGAGGCAGUUUCCUUUGGGGUUUUGUUGUAUAGUUUAUUGAAUCACACCUAGAGUGGAUAGAAAUGUGAAUACACAAUCGUAGCCCAACACGUAGCGUUUGUCCUUUUUAAUAAGCCGAGUCUAAUUCAAUAAGCUCUUAGGUGAAUGCAUGCAGUACUUCUCACAGUGUUUUCAUGUCAAUUCCCUGUGAAUUAAUAUCCUGUUUACCCA